This is a messenger RNA of Papaver somniferum (opium poppy), 1698 nucleotides long. Its product is annotated as phospholipase A(1) DAD1, chloroplastic-like. The transcript has a single exon. Gene Ontology annotation, molecular function: glycerophospholipase activity. The coding region runs from base 71 to 1357 and encodes 428 amino acids. Gene Ontology annotation, biological process: lipid metabolic process. Lineage: Eukaryota; Viridiplantae; Streptophyta; Magnoliopsida; Ranunculales; Papaveraceae. The record is from RefSeq and is a predicted model, not a curated record.
CUCUCAAGAUCUCUUUCUCUCUCCACUCUUGCAAGAUAUCAUCAUACAACCUUAUAAGAACUCAUGAGUCAUGACUACCUCAGUCAUGAAAUUAACCGAUUUCGUCACCGUUCCCUUCUCUUUACCUAUCUCUCAGAAAAUGAGGCUUACCAUGGGUGGAGUUAAGCCUCCUUAUACGCUUCCAACAAAGACAAAACUUCCUAAAAGAUCUACUGAUGCUGUUCCACAUCAACUGAAACUAGGUAAGAAAUGGAACGAAUAUCAUGGAAGUAAUAACUGGGAAGGUCUUCUAGAUCCACUCGACGAAAAAUUACGUGUAGAAAUUCUGCGAUAUGGAAAGUUUGUGGAAUCAACUUACAACUCUUUUGUGUUCGAUACAUCAUCACCAUUAUACGGUACAUGUCAACACCCUAAACAUUCUCUUUUCCACCGUUCUGGUCUUCCAGGAACAGGUUAUCGUCUAACGAAAAACUUGCAUGCAACUUCGGGUAUCCAGUUACCACGUUGGGUUGACAAGUUACCAAGCUGGGCUUCAAAACAGUCUAGUUGGAUAGGUUAUGUUGCUGUUUGUCAAGAUAAAGAAGAAAUCGCUAGGUUGGGUCGCCGUGACGUCGUUGUUGCAUUUAGAGGUACAGCUACUAGUUUGGAAUGGCUUGAAAAUCUUCGAUCAACCCUGACACAGAUACCAAAUAUAGCGUCAUCCUCUGAUAUCUUGCCCUAUCAUCACAGGCCCAUGGUAGAAAGUGGGUUCUUGAGUUUGUACUCUUCAUCGGCUCGGAAGUAUCAAAGUCUUCAAAACGAAGUGAGGGAGGAAAUCUCCAGACUCCUCCAAUCAUACGGAGAUGAGCCAUUAAGCAUCACCAUCGCAGGACACAGUUUAGGUGCGGCUUUGGCUACACUGACGGCAUAUGAUAUCACAAAAACGUUCAAACAUGCGCCGUCUGUUUCCGUCAUCUCCUUCGGCGGACCUCGUGUAGGUAACCCAAGCUUUAGACAUGAAGUCGAGAAAAAUGGCAUCAAAAUAUUACGGAUUGUGAACUCUACCGAUAUCAUCACAAAAGUACCUGGUUUUAUCAUCAAUGAUCAUGAGGAUGGGGAAGAACACAGAGGUAUGCACGUGGCAAGCCCAGGUUCCCUUUCCACUUGGCUACAAAAAUUCAUCGUUGAAAAAACACAGUGGAAUUAUGCCGACGUAGGUCGUGAACUACGUCUAUGUAGUGAAAACUCACCUAUCGUCAAACCUAAUAAAAAUGUUGCCACGUGUCAUGAGUUGAAUACGUAUCUACAUUUAGUCAACGGUUUCAGAACAUCAACAUGUCCGUUAAGGUCAACUGCUAAAAGACUACUAAGUAGAUGAUUAUACGUAUCUGCAUGCAAAUGUACAUAAAUAGCAUAGACAUAAUGUUUUUCUAAAACUAUUAUUUCUUUUGUAUACUCUGACUGAUUCGUGUAAUAAUCCGCAACCGCAACUGUUCUACUGUACUGGAAAAAUGAUCCUUUAAAGAAAAAUCCUACAAUAAGAAAUGUGCAUGCGGCAUGCCGUAAAACGCAAAAGACAAGAUCCGCUCAAUAUCAAUAUCAAAAUCAACAUUGGUUAGGCUUAGCUCAAGUGCAAAAGAUCCAGAUACCCUUCUAUGUCAUAGCUUAAUCCCCUGUAUUGUCAUUUCAAAACCAGCGAGUUUCGUCAAGGAUGUUUGA